CCACUUGCUAACUGCUAAGACGUGCUACCGUCCUACUGGCCACCUAUCGGCAUAUUCCACCUCCCCUUCUUCUAAUCUAUCUCUUUCACACAAUCGUCGGCAUCCUCACCUAUAUUCUGUGAAUCCCUGAAAAUCCUGCCCUCAAGAAUGUAGGCAAAAAAAUCCCCAAAUUAAUAAAAAUUCUAAAUCUAAACAAAAAAACCCAGAUUUUUUUCUUCCUUUUCAGUCGAUUCGAAGAUAUUUCAACUUGGUAAUUGAUUCAUUUGAGUGGGGGAAGAAGAAAUCAUGGUAACCCUAAAUCAAAAUCAAAGGUAUUUCUUCUCAUCUUCUUUCCUAAUCUUCAAUUUCCUAACCCUAAUUGCAAAACCAAUUUCAUCAUUCUCACUCCAAGGCUUCAAUGGCGAUCAAAAUCCCAACUUUAAUUCCGAUUUUACCCUUUUAGGGGAUGCCCAGAUCGCCAAUGAAGGUAAUUUCGUCAAUCUUACUUCCCCUUCAUCUGGGCCCACCAGUUCUGGGCAAAUCGUUUACAAGAAACCCUUUAAAUUUGUUGAUUCGAAAUCUUCAAAACCUAUUAUUUCAUUUUCUAGUGAUUUUACAUUCACAAUUACCCCUGGUAAUGGAGAUGGCAUUGCAUUUGUGAUUUUCCCUGGGGGUGGGGAAGAUGAACUUUCCCAGGUUUUUGAUCGAGGGUAUUUUGGGGUUUCUGAUAAUAUUGACCGCAAAUUUGUUGCUGUUGAGUAUGAUACUCGGAAAGAUGAUAAUGUAGGUGAUUUGAAUGGUAAUCAUGUUGGUGUAGAUGUGGGUAGUUUUGUAUCUUCUGAUAAUACUGAUGUUUCUUCAAUUGGUUUACUGUUGAAUGGUGGAGUACCUUUGAAAUCUUGGAUUGAUUAUGAAGCUAGUUCAAAGAGAUUGGAGAUCAGAUUGGGUGAAUCGGAAAGCGAAAGACCAAUUCAGCCAUUGAUUUCUUUUCCUAUCGAUUUGUCGAAAAUGUGGGGAGAUAAGGAGAUUUUGGUAGGGAUUAGCUCAUCCAGUGUGGAUUCAAGGCAAGUGAGUAGUUUGUCUUCAUGGAGUUUUAGAGUGAGGAGUAUUCCUAGGUCAUUACAUUCGGAACCAUUGAAUCCUGAAGAGGCUCAUCUAGGUGAACAACAGCCAAUUCAAAGGAAAAAGAGUAGUUUUCUGACUGUUCUUGGUGCGUUGAUUUUUGCGACGGGUUGUGGCACAUUAGUGGCGUUUGUUGCAUUGUUUGUCUGGGUGGUGUUAUUCGGUAGGCAUUCAAAUGUGGUGCCUGAAUUACCUAUGACUCCUAUGGAUUUCAAAUAUGAGAAGGUAAACGUGACGGUGGACAAUGCUUUUGAUGAUUCCACGAAUUAAAUGCAUUUUCCCCUUGUAAUCCUAAUCCCAAUCCCAAUCCCAAUCCCUUGUAUGUUUGGUGUGUGAUCGGGUAUGAUCCUUGUAAAUUUUGCACCGUAGUAGUUUUUGUUGUGAUAGUAAGGCGAAGAACACUGAUAAUGUAGUACUCCGUAGCAUGUUAUAGUGAAUGAAGUCCAUUCUUUCAUAAAACUCCUGAUUUUGAUACGAUAUUGGCAUUUACAUUCUUUGCA
Spinacia oleracea (spinach) is the source of this 1601-nucleotide messenger RNA. RefSeq names its product L-type lectin-domain containing receptor kinase VIII.2. Gene Ontology annotation, molecular function: carbohydrate binding. The coding region runs from base 286 to 1371 and encodes 361 amino acids. The transcript has a single exon. Lineage: Eukaryota; Viridiplantae; Streptophyta; Magnoliopsida; Caryophyllales; Amaranthaceae. The record is from RefSeq and is a predicted model, not a curated record.